AGACUGGAGAAGGAGAACAUCAUCAUUCCGCUGUAGCCUCGGCUUUGUACUGAGCUUCACAUAUCGGGAAAUAUUUUCUCCAUUUACAGCUACAGCUGACAGAAGAGACCAAGGGGGUACGAAGGGCUUGUUCCAUCAAAGCCUGAGGAAGUCGAUCUACGGCUUCUAGAGCACCGUGCGCCGAGGUGAAUUCAUGUUCAACUCGGUUCCACGACAAAACAACGCUCUCUGGCACAUGAAAACCUCAGAUCUUGCUGGACAUACAUGUGCAGCGAGAAGUAGAUCAACUACUUCGAGGACCUGGAGCCCAAUUGGCGAGGAGAAAUUAAAAAGUGAAAAGAACCACGCACUCAACUUUUUUACAACAGAGAGGUGACAUCCAGUCAAAGUAUAAUGGGAGGUGGUGAGAGAUACAACAUUCCAGAUCGCCCAGCGCCCAAGAAGAGCCAGCCGGUUAGCAGGGGCAAACAGAGAAGUAGAGACCAGAAUGGAGUGAUGCAUUCCGCCUCCUCAGGAGCCUUAGGGGUGCCCCAUCACCUUCGCAGGGGUGAGAAGGGCACCAGCUAUUCUUGGUCUCCUGAGGCGCGGCAGGCCGUGUCUGUAGACAAGAAGAAUGGCUCUGUUCGUUUUGCCACACCAUACGAUCAGAAUUGGGAGUCCCAUCUGAACAAACUUUUAUCAGCUCAGUGUGGUCAGAACUAUGCCGGAGCCAAGUUUAGUGAGCCCCCAUCCCCAAGUGUGCUGCCCAAGCCCCCUAGCCACUGGGUGUCUCUUCCCAUGGGCGAUCAUCGUGAGAUGAUGACCUUUCAGUUAAAGAGCCUCCUGAAGGUUCAGGCCUAACAAGGUCUCUCACUGCUGCUCUCUUAAGCCAAUACGUGAUAAAGGCUCCACUUUGGCCUUUUGCCCUCUCCUUGAAUGCCCCAGUUGCGUAAUAUAUUUUACAGCUAUUUUUAGAUCUGCAUCUUAAUAAGGUGAUGAUCAUUUGGUAGACAGAUGUUCCUCCUAAUGUCCUUCAUCUAACUUAUUUUUUUAAACAAAGAAACUAGUUAUUACGCUGUUGUGGUCUUAAGAAGUGGUCAAGAAGUCUUUGUGGAGCCAUAUGCCAUGACAAACGAUGAACUGGAUGUCCUCCUUAACUCAUUGCUCUGUUAUGCUCCUGUUUUGUUUUGUUCUUUUUUUGAUGGCUGUUUGUGACAGUCAGAUUUUUUUUUUUCUCCGCUAGACCUAGAAAUAGACGUCAAGACAACUUGCGCAUUGUUUUUACUUUCCGAUAUAUCUCGCAUUUUAUUUUUCUUGCUUGCUGAGGUUUGAUGCUCACUCUCGGCUUGAGUUUUAAUCAAGCUGGGAGUGCCAGAAACUUCUUGGUGCUAAGCACAGCAGCAUCUGUAGCGUAAUAGCGCAUACUGCAUUUCCGGGUAUCUCUUUUUGUUUUGCUUUUUGGGAAGUAAAAGCCACUCGACUUUGUUCUGCAGGGAGACCUAAGCAAACAGAACAUGAAGGGGUACAAGCUUAAGUGAAAAGGUCAGAUGACUAACCUCAAGCUUAAUGAGGUGGCACAAUGGACCUUGUGCUUUCAACACCUGUACUUUUUUAAUGGCGCUGUGCGCAUUGCACUAUAGGUGUUGAAUUCACUAUGGUUCUCAAGCUCUAUUGCAGCGUUAAACUUUUUGCAUCCCUUAUGUUAUAGCUUAGAAAACUAAGUGUGAUUUUUAAUGUUUACCAAAGCGACGUAAUCAGCUAAUUUUUUGUUGGAAGUCCCCAUCUUGCUUGACCAGAUCUGGUUACAAGUGCCAUAAAUCAUUGGGUAAGGCAUAAGCGUAUAUCAAGGUUUUGGUUGACGAAUCAUUUUUUUUAAACCUUCGCUGUACUUUUGGAAUGAUCACAGGGCAAUUAUGCGGAGGAGGGUUAUGACGCGAGACUGUAGGAUGUACGUUUUCUCUGAUCUCGUCUCAUAGCCUUGUUUGCUCUGUGAUGCAUUUUGAUUUCCCAAGCAUUAAGUUAUGAAAUGUGUGUAUUAUGGCACGGGGGAACUGAGAAAUUGGGCGCAGGUCCAGUGUGGACAUGUUUACAUGGUUUGUUUUAAAAGAAGGCAGACUGCUGGCAUUUUACACACAUACACUGCCCUUUCUCACUUGUUGUUAUUCUUGCACUGAUGUUCAUUUGUGUUCAAACGUUUCAGACAAUGUUGCUCUUUCGACUGUGGAUAUGUGAUGAAGCACCCCUUCCCACUUAGUUAUGAGUGUGGUGGAAAACUACCUCUCUUGCAGAACGUGAUGUUAAUAGCUAUCUUAAAGACGACAAAACAAAGCUGAUGUGUGUAAUGGAGCCAUGUAAAUAAUGAAAUGUAUAAAAUGUUGUAGCAUAUUGUACAUUUGUGCAGGAACAUUUGAAACCUGCAGAUAAAGUAUUUUUUAGUAAUAACACUGAAUGUAAAAGUCAUGCUAUGGACAUGGCUUGUUUUCAAAUGCUGAAGAAAAAUAUUUUGUUAAGAAAAAAAAAAAGAAAAUGUUGCCUAUAGUGCGUCAGAACCCCUGCACUGUGCGGUUUGUUGCCAGUGAUCUUGCACAUGAUUUUUAUUUUGUAUAAUGCACCGUGUAUGGGGCAGAACAAGCUUUAAGUGCAAGUAAAAAAAAAGGAAAAAGAUUUGAAAUCGAAAGGGACUUUUAUACAUUUUCGUUUUUUAAGUUGUCUAUGCAAAUAGAAAAGUUUUUAUUUAUUUUUGUUAUGUUAUAACAGUUAUUAUUUUGCCCUUUAUACAGAGUCCAUAAAGCAGUGUUGCAUUUGCAUUGAAUCAUUGGUCUUUCCUCCGCAGGCCAGUGUUUAAAGCAAAUGAAUGCUGCGUGUUACUUCCGGAAAUGGCGGAUAACAUUUUUUAGCCUUUUUAAAAUGAAACAAAAAGACAUGUCUAUUUUAAAUGAAAUGUGUAAAAGUCCUUUUCCUAAAUUUGUGUCCUGAACAAUUGGCUUUGAAUUUAUCCCAACCUUGAAAAUGUCACUUGAAAAGAAAACUGAGAGCCCUGAAACAAUUGGUAUGUACUAAAAGAUUGUGUAAUUUGGUUAUCAAAAAAAAAUAAAAUUCCUUCCCUUCCCCCCA
Messenger RNA from Danio aesculapii, 3093 nucleotides. RefSeq names its product proline-rich nuclear receptor coactivator 2 (gene pnrc2). Gene Ontology annotation, cellular component: nucleus; P-body. The transcript is spliced from 3 exons. The record is from RefSeq and is a predicted model, not a curated record. Lineage: Eukaryota; Metazoa; Chordata; Actinopteri; Cypriniformes; Danionidae. The coding region runs from base 394 to 840 and encodes 148 amino acids. Gene Ontology annotation, biological process: nuclear-transcribed mRNA catabolic process, nonsense-mediated decay.